This is a messenger RNA of Malania oleifera, 3945 nucleotides long. RefSeq names its product peroxisomal ATPase PEX1. Gene Ontology annotation, molecular function: ATP binding; ATP hydrolysis activity. Gene Ontology annotation, cellular component: peroxisomal membrane; cytosol; peroxisome. The record is from RefSeq and is a predicted model, not a curated record. The transcript is spliced from 18 exons. Gene Ontology annotation, biological process: protein import into peroxisome matrix. NCBI's taxonomy places the organism in Eukaryota, Viridiplantae, Streptophyta, Magnoliopsida, Santalales, Ximeniaceae. The coding region runs from base 160 to 3555 and encodes 1131 amino acids.
AUAUAUUGUCUCAAGUAUGUCCAAUUCAGUCGAUGCCAGUAGUCCUACGCAAGGCGGUUUGUUCAGUCGAGUCGUAUUCAGUUAAUUCAGGGUACCGUUGACAGGGGUCUCAUCAUAUUCGUCUAUUGACAGGGUUCUCAUCAUUUUUGCGAAGUUGCAAUGGAGUUCGAGGUGAGAGUGGUGGGAGGUUUAGAGAGCUGCUUCGUCUCUCUCCCGCUGCAGCUUGUCCAGACCCUUCAAUCUACUCGCUCAGGCUUCCUCCCUCACCUUCUCGCUCUCGAGCUUCGCUCUCGCGACAAUCGUCUCUGGCACGUUGCUUGGUCUGGCUCUGCUUCCGCCACUUCCGCAAUUGAGGUUGCUCAACAAUUUGCAGCAUGCCUUGAUCUACUGGAUCAUACAAUUGUUAACGUGCGAGCUGUUGCUAAUUUGCCAAAAGCUACCAUGGUUACUAUAGAACCUGACACUGAGGAUGAUUGGGAAGUUUUGGAGCUCAACUCUGAGUAUGCAGAGGCUGCUAUAUUGAAGCAGAUUGGGAUCGUUCACAAAACAAUGAGAUUUCCUUUGUGGUUGCAUGGCCACACAGUUGUUACAUUUCUCGUGGUUUCAGUUCUUCCCAAGAAAGCAGUAGUGCAACUUGUGCCAGGAACUGAAGUUGCAGUUGCACCAAAGGGACGAAGGAAAAAUGUGGAUUGCUGUGAAGACUCCGAGGUGAAAUCUUCAAAGAAAGGGCAUCCUAUUGUGAAGGCAUUACUGCGUGUUCAAGAAUCUGAUAGAAGAUUGAGACGCAAAAGUGCAGUUCAUGGUAUUGAGUUGGGGGUAGCACUCACCUCUAUUGCUUAUAUUCAUCCAGAAACAGCUAAGAAUUGUUCGUUGGAUUCUCUUCAGCUGGUUGUUAUAAUGUCUAGAUUACCAUUGAAGGAGAACUUAAGAAAUGGUGAAAAAAGUAACAUGGGAAAGAAAAGCAGCUCGGAUUUGAGGGAAGUUACAAAUGGAGUUAUAACCGACAAGAAGGAUUCUCGUCAAGCAGUUGUUCAGCUUUUGAUAUCAAGAUCUGUUGCAACAGGACAUGUAAUGCUUGCUCAGUCUCUUCGUCUCUAUCUAAGAGCAGGCUUACACUCGUGGGUUUAUGUGAAGACAUGCAAUUUAAAUUCAGAGAAGGGUAUUUCUUCACUCUCACUUUCUCCUUGUCAGUUUAAAAUGUUUUGGACAAACAAGGGUUUUGAGAACAGUGCUCUUGAAUUGCCCGAUAGCUGUAAAAAUCAUAAGAUGAAGAACAGGUCUCUCAAGGUUUGCUCAGACAUCCGUGUGGGUAUGGUGGAUUGGUCAGUUUAUGAGGAAGUGGUUGCAGUUCUUUCUAAUGAAUCUUCUAGUAAGGAGGAUGAAGAUGUUGCUUCUCAUUCAGAUGGUAAAAAGGGACUGCUAAGUCUUCUUGGUGCAUGGUUUUCUGCACAAGUUGAUGCUAUCUCAUCAACUGCAGGAGUUCAAGUUAGUUCAUUGAUUUUGGGAAAUGAAACAUUGAUUCACUUUGAAAUAGAAGGUUACAACUUUGAGACUACGAGAAAGGUACAGACAUCCAAUGGUUCUUUCUUCAGCAGAAAAUUGCCAGUUGAAAUUUUUUUUGUGCUGACUAUUUCUGGGGAAUCCCUGCUUGGUGGAAAAGUUAAUGGGUAUGAGCUCUUCUUCAAUGGGGGGCACAAAAGUAAUGAUAAUUUGGGAAACUUGGAAUUUUUGUUUGGAAAUUUAAAGUUGGGUGAACCUGUAAUCUUUUAUUCUGUUAAAGAUGCAGCGUCUAACAAAAGCCUCAAUUCUUCAAUUUCUUGCUUGAGCUGGAUGGAGAUGGCUGUUCCUGAUGUUACUAAUAGAUUGACAGUGUUGCUAUCUCCUGUUUCUCAGACACAGUUUAGUGUGUAUAAUCUUCCUCUCCCUGCAAAUAUUCUAAUAUGUGGGCCUUCUGGGUCUGGGAAGACGUCACUGGGCAGGGCUGUUGCUAAAUCCAUUGAAGAACAGGAAACCCUCUUAGCACACACCAUUUUUGUUUCUUGUUCAGCACUUGCAUUCGAAAAGGCCCCAGCCAUUCAUCAAGCACUUUCUGGAUACAUUUCUGAAGCUUUAGAUCAUGCACCUUCCCUUGUCAUCUUUGAUGAUCUUGAUAACAUUAUUUCACCCUCCGACUCUGAAGUAUCUAAACCUUCAACUUCUGCUGCGCUUACAGAGUUUCUUGCCGACAUUAUGGACGAAUACACGGAAAAGAGGAAGAGCUCUUGUGGAAUUGGUCCAAUUGCAUUCAUAGCCUCUGUGCAAUCUGUAGAAAAUAUUCCAAGUUGCUUGAGCUCUGCAGGAAGGUUUGACUUUCAUGUGCAACUGCCUGUUCUUGGUGGCUCAGAACGUGGUGCUAUAUUGAAGCAUGAAAUCCAGAGGCGUGCCUUACAUUGUUCUGAUGACAUCUUGUUGGAUAUAGCUUCUAAAUGUGAUGGAUAUGAUGCAUAUGAUCUGAGCAUAUUGAUUGAUAGGGCUGUUCAUGCUGCCAUUGGUCGCUUUUUGCCUUGUUUUUCAGCUUCUGAAAAACAGGGGAAGCCAACUUUAGUUAGAGAUGAUUUUUCACAAGCAAUGGACAAGUUCCUUCCAGUUGCUAUGCGUGACAUCACCAAAUCUGCUUCUAAUGGUGGCCGCUCUGGGUGGGAGGAUGUUGGUGGUCUAAUUGAUGUCUGCAAUGCUAUUAGAGAGAUGAUUGAAUUACCUUCAAAGUUUCCAAGAAUCUUUGCCCAAGCUCCUCUUAGGCUGAGGUCAAAUGUGCUGUUAUAUGGCCCUCCAGGUUGUGGGAAGACACACAUUGUUGGUGCUGCUGCUGCUGCUUGUUCACUAAGAUUUAUAUCAGUAAAAGGACCUGAGCUGCUGAAUAAGUAUAUUGGUGCUUCUGAGCAAGCUGUUCGGGAUAUAUUCUCAAAAGCAGCUGCUGCAGCACCAUGCCUUCUUUUUUUUGAUGAAUUUGACUCUAUAGCACCAAAGAGAGGGCAUGACAAUACAGGGGUGACUGAUCGUGUUGUCAAUCAAUUUCUGACGGAAUUAGAUGGUGUGGAAGUUCUUACAGGGGUAUUUGUGUUUGCUGCAACUAGUAGGCCAGAUUUACUUGAUGCUGCACUGUUACGACCUGGUAGGCUAGAUCGCCUUCUUUUCUGUGAUUUCCCAUCUCAUAAUGAGAGGUUGGAUAUUCUCAUGGUUCUUUCUAGAAAGCUACCGUUGGCUGUUGAUGUUGAUUUGGAAUACAUAGCUCGCAUAACUGAAGGGUUUAGUGGAGCUGACCUCCAAGCUCUUCUGUCAGAUGCACAACUUGCUGCAGUCCACGAGCUUUUAGCUGAUGAUGAUGGCAAUGAGCCUGGGAAAAUGCCUGUCAUCACCAAUGCUCUUUUAAAGUCCAUUGCUUCCAAGGCAAGACCAUCAAUUUCGGAAGCAGAGAAGAAGAGACUAUAUGGCAUUUAUAACCAAUUCUUGGAUUCAAGGAGAUCUGUUGCGACAGAGGCAAGGAAUGCAAAAGGCAAAAGGGCAACCUUGGCAUAACUAUUGACCAGGUUGUCAUUAAGCAACAGGUCAGUCAAGAAACUUCAUGUGAGCCAGAUAUGCUGGGAAUAGCAGCAAGAAAGGUUUGGCUCUGCUUGCUGAAGGAUGGCAAGCAUUCUUUGACAAAAUUAAUCUUGAAUAUUUCUUCAUUUUGAUUUCAGCACUGCUCAAGACAAUUUCACUUUGAAAUAUAGAACACGGUUCAAUCCUCAAAAAAAACUCAAAAUUAUAUAUAUAUAUAUAUAUAUAUAUAGAGAGAGAGAGAGAGAGAGAGAGAGAAUACUUGUUUCAAUAUUUGUUUCUUCUUGAUCUGAGUUUUGUGCAUACUGCGGAUCCUGUUAUUGAUUUGAUUGCUAUGAAAAUGAAAGAAAUGCGUAGUUGAUUCAUGAA